Gossypium arboreum is the source of this 3122-nucleotide messenger RNA. Its product is annotated as pentatricopeptide repeat-containing protein At1g74600, chloroplastic. The record is from RefSeq and is a predicted model, not a curated record. Gene Ontology annotation, biological process: RNA modification. Gene Ontology annotation, molecular function: protein binding; RNA binding. The transcript has a single exon. The coding region runs from base 244 to 2928 and encodes 894 amino acids. Lineage: Eukaryota; Viridiplantae; Streptophyta; Magnoliopsida; Malvales; Malvaceae.
UCCCCAUUGAAACCCAGCAACCUCAAUAGGAAUUAAAAUAAUAUUUAUGUGAAGAAUGAGAUUCUAACUCAUGCCUUCUCGGACCAGUACCUGAAACUGGCGCAUUACACCAAUUCGGCGAUAUUGACAUUUAAUGAGCCAAUUAUUACGUUAUAUUAUAUAUAACGUAAAAUUAUAGUUUUGCUGCUAGUAAGCAAUGUAAUCUCACAAGAUCAAACAACCUCCCUAGGUUCAUACUCAGAAAUGCGUUCUGUUUUGAAUAAACAAUUUCAUACUCAUAUCUCUUACUCUUCUUGUAAAUGUAUCUCAACUCUCGCGGCCAUUGAAGCCCCAUCUAUAUACAGCGUAGAAAAUGAUGAAACAAGUCCAACUUUUUCUAGUACUUCUAACUUUGUCAUUGAUUACAGAAGAUCGAGAAACUAUACAAUUAAAAGCACGAAAAUUUUACAUGCCCAUUUACUCAAAACGUCAAAACUUCAAACCGAUAUCUUUGUUGCAAAUAAUUUGCUUGAUAGGUACUGCAAAUGGGGUUCAAUGGAAGAAGCUGUCAAGUUGUUUGAUAAAAUGCCUGAACCAACCGUAACUUCAUGGAAUACUCUGAUUUCUGGCUUUAAUUACAAGAAGUUGUUUGAGAGUUCUUGUUUAUGGUUUAGCAAAAUGUGGAUUUCCGGUUUUGAACCUGAUGAGAUUAGUUAUAGAAAUGUGCUUGCGGCUUGUGUUGCUAUGCAAAGUAUUAGUUUUGGCAAGCAGGUUUAUUCAGUUACGAUGAAAAAUGGGCUUAAUUCGAAUGGGUAUGUUCGUACUGGAAUGAUUGACUUGUUUGCAAAAUGUUGUGCCUUUUGGGAUGCUUUGAGGGUGUUUUAUGACGUUUCAAGUUGUGAGAAUGUGGUCUGUUGGAAUGGUAUUAUAUCUGUAGCUGUUAGGAACGAAGAAAAUUGGAUUGCUUUGGAUCUUUUUGUUCAAAUGGGAAAGCAGUUUUUGAUGCCUAACAGUUUUACCUUCUCAAGUGUUUUGACUGCUUGUGCUGCACUCAAAGAGCUUGAGAUUGGAAAAGAAGUUCAGGGGUGGAUAAUUAAAUGUGGUGCAGUAGAUGUCUUUGUGGGAACUGCCUUGAUCGAUUUCUAUGUCAAGAGUGGAGACAUGGAUGAAGCUGUGAAUGUAUUUUCAUGGAUGCCUACGCGAAAUGUUGUUUCUUGGACUGCUAUAAUUUCUGGAUUUGUGCAGAAGGAUGAUUAUAUCAAUGCGCUCAAGUUUUUUAAAGAAAUGAGAUAUAUGAACUUGGAAGUAAACAACUACACUGCUACUGCUGUGAUUUCUGCUUGUGCUAAACUAAACAUGAUUGAAGAGGCAACACAAAUCCAUUCAUGGAUUAUAAAGAGUGGAUUUUGUAUGGAUUCGGUAAUACAAGUUGCUGUGGUAAAUAUGUACUCAAAAAUAGGAGUCAUUGGUAUGGCUGAAAUAGUGUUCAAAGAGAUGGAAGGCAUAAGGAGUUCCGCAGAUACAUUAGCUGUGUUGAUUUCUUCUUUUGCUCAGAAACAGAGUUCUCAAUAUGUAAUUGAAUUGUUAAGGAGAAUGUUAAAAGAGGGUGUGAGACCGGAUAGGUUUUGUAUGUCUAGUGUCUUUAGUGUGAUAGAAUGUCUAAAACUAGGGAGGCAGAUGCACUGUUACACUCUUAAAACUGGGUUGAUCUUUGAUCUUUCCGUUGAGACUUCUCUUUUCACAAUGUACUCCAAAUGCGGUAGUUUAGAAGAAUCAUUAAAAGUAUUUCAGAGUAUGCCUGUCCACGACAAUAUUUCAUGGGCUUCAAUGAUUGCUGGGUUUACGGAACAUGGCUAUGCGGAACGUGCUGUUCAAAUGUUCAAAGACAUGCAGUCUGAAGACAAACCUGAUCAAAUGACUCUAAGUGCAACUCUUUCUGCAUGCUCUUCUCUUUCUUGUCUGCGUAAAGGCAAAGAAAUUCAUGGCUAUGCAAUCCGUGCAGGUCUUGGCAAUGAAGCAGUUAUUUGUAGCACACUUAUAACUGUAUACUCAAAAUGCAAAGCACUACAAUUAGCAAGAAAGGUAUUUGACAUGCUUGUCCAAAAAGAUCUUGUAUCAUAUUCAUCCUUGAUUUCUGGGUAUGCUCAAAGUGGUUUAGUUCAAGAGGCACUGUCGCUUUUUUGUGCAAUGAUGAACUCUAAUUUGGCCAUAAACUCUUACACACUUUCAUCCAUCCUUAGGGCUUGUGCACUUCCAAACAAAUCAGGCAUUGGGAAUCAACUGCAUGCACUUGUCAUAAAAGUGGGCUUAGAUUCAGAAGUUUCUGUUGGAAGUUCACUUGUUAUGAUGUAUUCUGAAUGUGGGAGCAUUAAAGAUUGUGAGACUGCAUUCAACGAGAUAGAUAAACCUGAUUUGGUAGGUUGGACAGCUAUGAUCUCAAGCUACGCUCAGCAUGGAAAAGGUUUAGGGGCCCUAAGAAUCUAUGAGGUCAUGAAGAAACAAGGAAUCAACCCUGACCCUAUAACUUUCGUUAAGGUUUUAUCUGCCUGUAGUCAUAGUGGGCUGAUUGAAGAAGGUCACUACCAUCUCAACUCAAUGGCCAAAGACUAUGGGAUUCAACCUAAUUGUCGUCACUAUGCCUCCAUGGUUGAUAUUCUUGGUCGGUCUGGGAAAUUGAAAGAAGCUGAAAAGUUUAUAAACAACAUGCCUAUUGAGCCUGAUGCCUUCAUUUGGGGAACACUACUGGCUGCAUGUAAAGUACAUGGAGAUGUUGAACUUGGAAGGCUCGCAGCCAAAAAGGUUAUUGAGUUAGAACCAAGUGCUGCAGGAGCUUAUGUUUCCUUAUCUAAUAUCUGUGCUGACAUGGGUGAGUGGGAAGGAGCCCUAGAGAUCAGAAGCCUGAUGGAGGGAAGCGGGGCGAGGAAGGAACCUGGUUGGAGUUCUAUGUGAAUUAUCUGACUUCAGUAUUCAUUGUUCUUCAGCUAGUUGCUUGGAAAUCUGUACCCAAAGAUGCACAUCAAUUUCUGAAAGGGGGGUAAAAUUUGUGAAAAUAUUCAGGCCCUAUAGUGAAAUUUGAUGUGGCAGAUUGCACUUUUUCAUCCUGAUAAUGACAUGUUAAAGACGAUAGCUCUUGAUUCUAACCA